AUGUAUCUCCCACUGUCCAUACGUAUCUAUCUAUCUAUCUAUCUAUCUAUCUAUCUAUCUAUCUAUCUAUCUAUCUCUCUUUGGCCAUUCGUAUCUAUCUAUGUAUCUACCCCUUCCAUUCUUCUAUCACUUUCUCUUCAUAUCCCUCUGCUUCUGCCAAUUCGUAUCUCUUUAUCGAUCUUCAUGUCCAUUUGUAUCUAUCUAUUUCUGUCAAUUCAUAACUAUAUUUUCAUUUUUAUCUAUCUGCUCAUACUUAUGGAUCUAUGUAUUGGCCUCCGUUCUUUCGUAUCUAUAUAUCCAGGUUCAUUCGUACAUAUCUACCUCUCUCCCCUAUCCGUAUCUAUCUAUAUCCUUUUGUAUUUGUUACCUGUCAAUUUUGUAUCUAUCUAUAAUAAUUUCUUUCUUUUUUUUAAAAUCUUAACAGCGCCUGUCAUCCAAUUUCCCUACUUCUAUAGCCUUGCUAUUUACAUCAAUCGCCUAUCUUUUCUUCCUCUGCACUCUAUCCACUUCUCUCGAUUAAUCCGCACUUCUUUCUCUCUCACCGCGCGCAUUGAUAUUUUCUUUGUUUAUAAAUCGAUAUUUGACUGUUUGUUUCACGUAUACUUUCUUUGUUUUUCUUUAUUUCUAUUCAUCUUUUUCUUUUCCAUAUAUUCCCCACUUCGUUUGGUUUUCCAUUCUCUUCUAUCUAUCUAUCUUCUAUCUUCCAGAUAUUUCUAUCCAUAUCUCCCCAUUCUUCGACUUCUAUCUAUCAACUAUUCUAUCUAUGACCAUUCAUCUAUCUAUCUAUCGUCUCUAUCUAUCUCAGACCAUUCUAUCUAUCUAUCUAUCUAUCUAUCUAUCUAUCUAUCUAUCUAUCUAUCUAUCUAUCUAUCUCUCUCUAUCUAUCUAUUUCAUUCGUAUCCGAUCUAUCUAUCUAUCUAUCUAUCUAUCUAUCUAUCUAUCUAUGUCCAUUCAUCUAUCUAUCUAUCUAUCUAUCUAUCUAUCUAUUAUCUCUUCUAUCUAUCUAUCUAUCUAUCUAUCUAUCUAUCUAUUAUCUCUGACCAUUUCGCCUUUAUCUAUUUGAAUCUAUCUAUCUAUCUAUCUAUCUAUCUAUUUUUCUAUGACAUUCAUAUCUAUCUAUCUAUCUAUCUAUCCUCAUAUCUAUCUAUCUUCUAUCUAUCUAUCUAUCUAUCUAUCUAUCUACUCUAUCUAUCUAUUUCCAUUUCGAUCUCUCAUCUAUCUAUCUAUCUAUCUCUCUCUAUCUAUCUAUUUCCCAUUUCUUUCUAUCUAUCUUUCUAUCUAUCUAUCUUCUAUCUAUCUCAUUCAUUUAUCUAUCAUCUAUCUAUCUAUCCCCCCUAUCUAUCUCCCCACCAUUCGUAUCUAUUUCUAUCUAUUAUCUUCUAUCUAUCUAUCUAUCUUCGAUAUCUCAUCCCCUUCGCUUUUUCUUUUCCUUUCCCUUUUCUCCUUUCCUCCCCAUCUCUCACCUUAUUUUUCUUUUCUUACCCUGCAUCUUUCUUUUAUCUCCCACCUCUCUACAUCUUUUUUUCUUCCCUUUUUUCCACUAACCUGCAUCUUUCUUUCUUCUCCUACCACCUCCCUGCAUCCUACCUUCUUCUUCUCUUCCUACCAACACCUUACAUUUUUCAUUCAUCUUCUCCUCCUACCACCUUUCUGAAUCUUUCAUCUCCUACCCCUAUCUUUCUUAAUAUUCAUUUCCAUUUUUUAGCCCUCAUUUUUCACCAAAUUGGACUUCUCAAGUAUACUAAAUGUCCGCGUUCCAAACCUUUCUUUCCAGAGUUUUGUUUCUGGCAAUGGGGAAAGUUAACUUGA
Molecule: messenger RNA, 1809 nt
Organism: Acanthosepion pharaonis
Lineage: Eukaryota; Metazoa; Mollusca; Cephalopoda; Sepiida; Sepiidae
Source: the annotation of a GenBank genome assembly